AUGUCGCCACAACAACGCAACAGAAAAAAUGGGGUUGUUGGCGAGAACCACGACCCGGAGGCUCCGUUUGAUGAGCAUGAUUUUCACGAAAAGACAAAGAUCGAAAACGACAAUUGUCAUCUUCAGCCCACCCGAUGGUGGUUCCUAUCCUCUGUCUUUCCUAUGAUUGCCGGAACACUCGGCCCUAUAGCUUCAGCAUUCAGUAUCUGUGCUUUAGUUACUCCAUGGAGGCAGCAGCUUGCUCCAGGGGGAGACCCCGACACAGCGCCAUUUGUUCCCGAUCCCGCGUGGUUAACAGCAGUCAACGCCGUUCAGCUCGCUAUUGCCCUCAUCUCCAAUUUUUUCUUACUCUUUAAUAUGGCACGGCGAAUUCGGUUUGGCAUAGCACAGCCUAUUACGAUUGUCGGAUGGUUUAUAUCUGCUAUUGCCUUGAUUUGUUUGCUUUGUACAGGCGCCGGACCUCUUAUGGAAGGCCUUGAUUUCCCACAGGAUGAGUUAAUCUGGUCUCAAUCAUUUUAUUACGGUAUAUGGGCAGCCAUUCUCUACUUCAUCGUGGCAACUCUUAUGAGCAUCACAUUCUGGGGAGCCUAUUCGGGCCAUUAUCCAAAAGAUUUUGUCCUCACCCUUAGCCAACGCACGCUCAUGCUGCAGACUAUCUCGCUACUUGUAUAUCUCCAUGUUGGUGCUGUCGUCUUCAGUUCAAUUGAAGGCUGGCGAUUUCUAGACGGCGUAUACUGGGCAGAUGUCACUCUCUUCACCGUGGGCUUCGGCGACUUUACUCCUUCAACAACCCUUGCAAGGGCGUUGAUGAUUCCAUAUGCCAUCGUUGGGAUCAUAAGCCUGGGUUUGGUGAUUGGAUCGGUCAGGAGUCUAACUCUCGAAGGCGGGAAGCGCAGACUCCUGGCACGUAUGGAAGAAAAGAAGAGGAGGAAAACCGUUCGUAAAAUCACACAAAAGGGGAAAGACGAAAUUCUAGAACCCAUCCUAGAGGAACCCGGAUUACCGCGUACGUCGACAGAUAGAAGCAUCAACAGCGAAUAUGAGCGACGCAAGGCGGAGUUUGCUUUGAUGCGCAAGAUCCAGGCCAUGACCUCUACACGAAGAAAAUGGAUGGCUUUAGCCACAUCUGUCAUGGUAUGGCUCGUGUUCUGGCUGGUGGGAGCCGUGGUGUUUAUGCAAGCAGAGAAACGCUACCAAGGCUGGACUUACUUUGAAGCAUUCUACUUCUGCUUCAUAGCAUGGACAACCAUCGGCUAUGGCGACUUUACACCCGUAUCUAAUGCCGGGAAGUCUUUUUUUGUUUUUUGGUCCCUCAUGGCUUUGCCCACCAUUACAGUGCUCAUCUCUCACGCAGGUGACACCGUCGUCAGGAUCAUCAAAGAUAGUACCAUUCGUCUAGGAAACGUCACCAUUCUACCCGGCGAAGAAUCCUAUAUGGCUAGUCUCAAACAUCUCAUUAGCAGAAUGACUCUUGGCAAGGUCUUUCAUGCCCACUACGAAACUACAGAUCCAUUUAUUCUGGAGUCAAAGAGACACCACCUUCAGAGGCUAGCUAGCAUUAUGGAAGAGCUCGAAGAGGAAGAACUUUCUGAUCAAGAAAGAGCUUAUGAGAGAGAUCAAGAAGAAUCAAGGGGCCGCCCUGAGAACGUACGCCGUCCUUCACAAGCAUCAAGCUUCACUUCCAAAGUGCGACGGUCUCUCUCCCACAUUCGCAAUGCAAACCACAAGAUUCCCACAGGAGCCGACUUUCAUUUCCUUCUCAUUUCGGAGAUUCGUGCUGUUGCUAAGCACAUGAAGGAGCACAAGACGCAUCAAUACGAUUUUGACGAAUGGGCGUGGUAUCUGAAACUAAUUGGUGAAGAUGAGCAUAAUCCAUACACGCAUACUAAAGCGAGGGUCAAGCCAAAGACCCAUAAUACCUCUGGGGAACAAAGUGAAAGCGCGAAUGAAGAACUUGUGAAAUGGUCAUGGGUUGGCCAUCGCAGCCCUUUAAUGGGGAGCCAAGGGGAAAGUGAAUGGAUACUGGAAAAGCUCGCGGAUAGGCUGCAAGAGUGUCUGUCAGCAGAGAGUAGGCGGCAAAGAGGCAAGCGUAGAGAGAGUCGAGUCCAUGUUUAA
This is a messenger RNA of Trichoderma virens Gv29-8, 2115 nucleotides long. RefSeq lists its product as uncharacterized. NCBI's taxonomy places the organism in Eukaryota, Fungi, Ascomycota, Sordariomycetes, Hypocreales, Hypocreaceae. Gene Ontology annotation, cellular component: membrane. Gene Ontology annotation, biological process: potassium ion transmembrane transport; stabilization of membrane potential. The transcript is spliced from 4 exons. The coding region runs from base 1 to 2115 and encodes 704 amino acids. Gene Ontology annotation, molecular function: potassium ion leak channel activity. The record is from RefSeq and is a predicted model, not a curated record.